Messenger RNA from Aquila chrysaetos chrysaetos, 4321 nucleotides. RefSeq names its product DEAD-box helicase 42 (gene DDX42). Lineage: Eukaryota; Metazoa; Chordata; Aves; Accipitriformes; Accipitridae. The coding region runs from base 136 to 2988 and encodes 950 amino acids. Gene Ontology annotation, molecular function: RNA binding; ATP binding; RNA helicase activity. The transcript is spliced from 18 exons. The record is from RefSeq and is a predicted model, not a curated record.
UGACCUCAGCGCGUCACGCACGUACGCACGUUGGUGCGUAGGUACGUCGCGUCUCCACACCCCCCUCCCCCGCCCCGGUAACCGGGGAAGCGGCGGCCGGCGCCUGCGGUGCCCGAGGGAUAUAUUGAGGACAUCAUGAAUUGGAAUAAAGGUGGACCUGGUACUAAGAGAGGCUUUGGUUUUGGUGGAUUUGCCAUAACACCUGGAAAAAAAGAGGAGCCUAAGCUCUCUCAACAGUCUCAUAGUGCUUUUGGAACAGCCGGUUCUUCUGCUGCAUUUGCAAAAUCGGGACCUCCUCAGCUGCCUUCUUUCUACAAAAUUGGGUCAAAGCGAGCAAAUUUUGAUGAAGAGAAUGCGUACUUUGAGGAUGAAGAGGAAGAUUCCAGCAAUGUCGAGUUGCCAUACAUUCCCGCAGAAAAUUCCCCCACUCGCCAGCAGUUUCAUUCCAAAUCAGCAGACUCUGACAGUGAUGAUGAUCCUCUGGAGGCAUUCAUGGCUGAAGUGGAGGAUCAAGCUGCUCGAGACAUGAAGAGACUUGAAGAUAAAGACAAAGAAAAAAAGAAUGUUAAGGGUAUUCGAGAUGACAUUGAAGAGGAAGAUGACCAAGAAGCUUACUUUCGCUACAUGGCUGAAAACCCCACUGCUGGUGUGGUCCAAGAAGAGGAAGAAGAUAACCUGGAGUAUGAUAGUGAUGGGAAUCCAAUUGCACCGUCCAAAAAAAUCAUUGAUCCUCUUCCACCUAUAGACCAUUCAGAGAUUGAAUAUCCUCCAUUUGAGAAAAAUUUCUAUGAUGAGCAUGAGGAGAUCACCAGUCUCACCCCGCAGCAAGUGGUGGAGUUACGUCAUAAGCUAAAUCUCCGGGUCUCUGGUGCUGCUCCUCCAAGGCCUGGCAGUAGUUUUGCUCAUUUUGGGUUUGAUGAGCAACUUAUGCAUCAAAUCAGGAAAUCUGAGUAUACCCAGCCCACUCCUAUACAGUGUCAGGGUGUUCCGGUUGCACUAAGUGGCAGAGAUAUGAUUGGGAUAGCUAAGACUGGAAGUGGAAAAACAGCAGCCUUCAUCUGGCCAAUGUUGAUUCACAUCAUGGAUCAAAAGGAGCUUGAACCGGGGGAUGGUCCCAUUGCAGUGAUCGUCUGCCCGACCAGAGAGCUUUGCCAACAGAUCCAUUCUGAAUGUAAGCGCUUUGGUAAGGCAUAUAAUCUGCGCUCUGUAGCUGUGUAUGGAGGAGGAAGCAUGUGGGAGCAAGCCAAAGCCCUCCAGGAGGGGGCAGAGAUAGUUGUCUGCACACCAGGUCGCUUGAUUGAUCAUGUGAAAAAGAAAGCUACAAACCUUCAAAGAGUCACUUACCUUGUGUUUGAUGAAGCUGACAGAAUGUUUGAUAUGGGUUUUGAAUAUCAGGUCAGGUCAAUCGCAAGCCACGUACGUCCUGACAGACAGACCCUCUUGUUCAGUGCCACUUUCCGUAAGAAGAUUGAGAAAUUGGCUCGAGAUAUUCUGAUCGACCCAAUUCGAGUUGUGCAGGGAGACAUUGGAGAGGCAAAUGAAGAUGUUACUCAAAUUGUGGAGAUUUUCCCCUCUGGCCCUAGCAAAUGGAACUGGCUGACUCGACGCCUUGUGGAGUUCACAUCUUCUGGGAGCGUUCUCCUGUUUGUCACCAAGAAGGCAAAUGCAGAAGAGCUGGCCAAUAACCUCAAGCAGGAGGAUCAUAAUCUGGGGCUGCUUCAUGGUGACAUGGACCAGAGUGAGAGGAAUAAAGUAAUUUCAGAAUUUAAGAAAAAGGGGAUCCCAAUACUGGUAGCUACUGAUGUGGCAGCUCGUGGGUUAGAUAUUCCUUCCAUUAAGACUGUCAUCAAUUAUGAUGUGGCUCGGGACAUAGAUACGCACACCCAUAGAAUUGGUCGUACUGGCAGAGCAGGCGAGAAGGGAGUUGCCUACACUCUGCUGACUCCCAAAGACAGUAACUUUGCUGGUGAUCUUGUCAGAAAUCUGGAAGGCGCUAAUCAACAUGUUUCCAAAGAGCUGUUGGAUCUAGCAAUGCAGAAUCCGUGGUUCCGGAAAUCACGUUUCAAAGGAGGAAAAGGCAAGAAGCUGAACAUUGGUGGUGGUGGCUUAGGAUACCGUGAACGUCCUGGUCUGGGAUCAGAAAAUUCUGACCGUGGAAACAACAACAGUGUGAUGAGUAACUAUGAGGCAUACAAGCCAUCCACUGGGGCAAUGGGAGACAGACUUACAGCAAUGAAAGCAGCUUUUCAGUCCCAGUAUAAGAGCCACUUUGUUGCUGCAAGCUUAAAUAAUCAAAAGACUGGUAGCUCUGCUGCUGGUGCUAGUGGCUGGACCAGCGCUGGGAGCUUGAACUCAGUACCGACGAGUUCAGCACAGCAAAAUGCUGCAAAUCCUGACAGCCCCAUUGCAGCCACCGCAGCAGCAAAGGGUGUUCCAGGUUUCACCAGCACAGGGAAUUUGAGUAGCGUUCCCACCUUUCCAAGUGUCGGAGUACAGGGCUUCAACAACACUAAUGCCAGCACCAACAAUCGAGAAGGCAGCAGCAGCACCGGUGUUGCCACUGCUGCCAGCGGUGGUGGCGGCAGCAGCAGCGGUGGUGGUGGUGGCGGUGGUGGUGGCAGCAUUGUCAGAGAACGAUACAACGACAACCGGAACAGUCGCCACAAUGAGGUCCCACGCCGUGGAGAGGGUGGUGGUCGCUACAAUGAUGUGCAACGCCAUGGAGAAGGAGGCGGUCGCCACAGUGACGUUUACCGCCAUGGAGAGGGCCGACAUGGCGACAACCAUCGCCACGGUGAAAGCCGGCACUUCGCUGAUGUAGGCAGUGGCAAUCGCAAUAACGGUGAUAGCAGGAAUAGCAACGAAGGUAGGAACAACGAGAACAGGAAUGGUGAGAACAGGAAGGAUGCCAACAGCCGAGACAACAAGACAGAUGGUUUUGCUGUCCCAGAGCCCCCAAAACGUAAGAAGAGCCGGUGGGACAGUUAAAAGCUGGUGUUUCACAGCCUGGAAUCUCUGCAGGUAGUGUUGUCUUUUUCCAGAGGAUUUCUUGGGGUUUUUGGUAACUGGUUGUUGAGCAGCUGGGGGAGGAGAAGGAAACCAUGAAAACUCCCCAUUGCAAGUCUGGGCCGGUACAUCUGCAGACAGAUUCACUUUAAUGAUGUGUACACACAAUGCUUAGUCAAAGAGGAAUCAUUUUGAUAAAGCUCCCUGGGUUCUGCUUUUAAACAUUCAGUGCUCAAGUGACUCUCUGCUGGAUUUAAAGAGAUCUUCUUGACAAGAAAGAAGCUGUUUCACAUCCUUGGAACGUUAAGAAACUGUUGUCCAUAGAAGUAUAAAGUAGUCUUUUCUUAACCAGCGUUCACAUUUAAAAAGACAGUCCAUCUAGAGAUGCUCAGGACCCACCUGUUAAACAUUAAUCUUUCAGCAAUUUGUUCAGUAUGGUGAGUUCUUCCCUAAUCUCUUCUUUUCGCAUAUUCUGUUAUCCCCAAAUAAUUUGGCCUCCAGGUUGCCCCGUACAUCUCUCCCCAUCCACCAAGAAUGUAUCAAUUUGCAUUGCUGAAGGUGGGAUGAAGCAAGUUGAUUUUUCUUUCCUUUUUUUUUUUUUUUUUUUUUUUUUUUUUUAAUGAAGCUGUUCCAAGGGAUCCUUCUCCAGCCCGCUAACCACAAAUUCACAUGUAGUGUAGGAUGGACUCCCUGGCUUGUUUGUUGUCAGUACAUCAAUCCCAAUCCCAUUGCCCAGGUAUUUUUUCUUUUAAAGAACCUCUUCUUUCCUAAUAACCUUCAUUUUGGUGGAAGCCUGCAUAGCAAACUUGUUUCUCUGCUGUGCCUAUGCACCCUCUGUUAUGAGAGGGUUGAGUGCUUUCUUCGAAUUAAAAAAAAAAAGGGAAAAAAAUGUAGAUACGCCACAACAAUCAGAGGCUGGUGCCCCCCGUGAAGCGUAGCUAAAUGAAGAGGCUUCAUUCACAAAUUCAGGGACCUGCUGCUCAGAAGCCUUUAGGGAGAACCUGAAAAGCAAUUGAUGAAGUGGAACAGCUCAAAUAUUGCCCCAUAUUGGACACAUGUAGUUAAAACUGUAAAAUGUUGCUUGACUGUUUUUAACUCGUGUGUACUAUCCGUUUUUUAACUUUUUUUUUUUUUUGCGCCAUAAAGGUAAGGAAGAACUCUUUUGUUGAAACAUGUCAGCACCCACCUCUGUCUUGUUUCUACUGAAAGAAGUAUCAGAAACUGUCAGGUUUUUGUGACAUUGUGAUGUUUUCUUUAUCAGCUGUGCAUUUACUUUCUGCUUGCUCUAGUAAAUGUUUUAUUACUGGGACAAAAA